This is a messenger RNA of Plectropomus leopardus (leopard coralgrouper), 2093 nucleotides long. RefSeq names its product Bardet-Biedl syndrome 12 (gene bbs12). Gene Ontology annotation, molecular function: ATP binding. NCBI's taxonomy places the organism in Eukaryota, Metazoa, Chordata, Actinopteri, Perciformes, Serranidae. The record is from RefSeq and is a predicted model, not a curated record. Gene Ontology annotation, biological process: photoreceptor cell maintenance; chaperone-mediated protein complex assembly.
CUGGAGCAGCUGGGAAGUGGAGAGAGGUAACAGCUAUUAUACACUAUUAAAUUAAGACACCUCAAGUAAUGCUGGGAAGUUCCAUUACAAACCGUCGUCAACAUGUUGGACUGCAGAAGCUCUCAGCGCUGGCAGGUAUCACACAUUCCUCUUUGGGCCCCAAUAAAAAGUACAAGUUUAUCCAAGAUGACACGAGUGGGGAGUCAGCCCUCGUGUGCUCGUGUUUCCGCAUCUUUGAGAACCUGGAGCUGACCUGCGCUGUGGGUCAGCUGGUUUACGAGACAAUCCAAGCCCACCAGAAGGUCUAUCAUUCAGGUUCGGGAUGCCUGUUAUUUCUCGCUGGAGCGUGGAGCCGUGCUGCUCUGGAGUGCCUCCAGAGAGGAAUUUCAGUAGCGCAUAUCAUCUCGGCUAUGUCUGAAGGGAUGGAUAUAUGCUUGGAUGUCUGCAGGAAAUGCAGCAUCUCAACUGAGGUUCAAUCAGAGAGCUGCACCGUCACAUCUCGGGUUUUAGGACUUCAGCUGUCAAAGAAGGCCAUUGUGGAGGCUUCACAGGCAUCGUGCCGCCCUCAAGGGACCACAGAAGUUGGUCACAAGACUCUUAACAGCAGUGGACAAAGGAAAAUAAAGCUCAGCAGACAUUUUUAUGACACUGAGUCUGAAAAUCUCUCCACAGUGUCGCAACCUCAUCAGCCCAAGCUUUCUGACAUUGCCGAGGGAUUGAGUCACGGUUAUCCCGAUGCGAUGAAUUUAGUACUUGAAGCCAGUCGAAUACAGUCAAAGAAUAAUCAAGAUAUCAGCUGCACCAUGUUUGAUGUUUCUAAAGUGGUGACAUGUGUGCUGCCUGGUUUACCAGAGCAGCACGCGUGUGUUUUACCGGGCUGCGUUGUUCUCUUAUCUGCUGAACAGGCUGCAGUUGCACAUCAUUUAAAAGAAAAAAGCUUGAAGGUAGCUCUAAUUAAUGGAGAUUUAUCACAUACCUAUCGCCAUCUUGGCUUUAAAAGGCUAACAGGUGUACAGCGUGUGAGCGACCAGCCUGAUAUUUCAAACUCAAGCAAAGAAGAAAAGUGGAUGAAAACGAUUGUAACACUUCUAGUGAACCUGGAAGUGAACCUGAUACUAGUCAGUGGGCUUGUCAGUGAGACAGUGAUUCAGCGCUGUUGUAGACAUCAUAUACUUGUGGUGGAAAAGACGAAGGUGUCUGUUUUGAGGGAAUUCGCUAAUGCAACAGGAGCUGUUCCUGUGACUUACGCCACACAGCUGAGUGACCACUGUGUCGGCACCGGUGUGAAGGUUACCAUAUGGCGGGACUUUAGCUACCGUGACAGGAAGCCCUUGAUAACUGUGAAUAUUUCCUCUGGUGAGAAAAGCGAGUUGGUCACAGUAAUCCUCACAAGCUGUGUGCAUGGCAAGCUGCAGGACCUGGAGGAUCAGUUUUGGGCAUGUGCUUAUCGUGUGCACCACAUGCUGAAAGACAAAGCCGUCCUGCCUGGUGCCGGAGUGACAGAAACACUUUGUGUUCAUCACCUUCAGAAGCAAGCGGAGCACCACGUCAAGCAUCACAGAGAGAGAAAUGUCCAACACACCAAAGCAGGAGCAGCAGCUAACCCUCACAGGGGUGUCGUGCUGCAGCUCAUGGCAGAUGGUUUAAUAGAUUACAUAUCCACUGUAAUGGUUAACACCGGGGCGUUUUCAAAAGUCACAGUCAGGACCGCAGUGAGCCAACAACUGCAGGACUGGAACAGAAAUGGAGGCAUUGCUGCAAAGUUCUCACAACUUUUAUUGGACCGUGAACAAGAGGAUGCUGGAGUUUCCUCAACUAUGACCUCCAGUGAAGCACCGGCAGUAAAGAUCUACGAUAAUCUGAGUGUGAAGCAGGAAGCAUGGAGGAAAGCCUUAGACCUGCUUUUCCUGGUGGCACAGACUGAUGCAGAGGUCAUCACAGGCAUUGAGCCAAAUAGUGAUGAUGCACAGGAAAAUCUGAUGCUGUUAUAACUAAAGCUGUAAUGAUUUAUCAAUUAGUUGACAACUAUUAACCCUUUGGAACCUGAGCAAAUUGAAUUGAUUUCUUUCUAUAAAAAAACAAAACAAAAGGGC